This is a messenger RNA of Wasmannia auropunctata (little fire ant), 473 nucleotides long. RefSeq lists its product as uncharacterized. The transcript has a single exon. The annotation marks the transcript as partial. Lineage: Eukaryota; Metazoa; Arthropoda; Insecta; Hymenoptera; Formicidae. The record is from RefSeq and is a predicted model, not a curated record.
CCCGCGCAUUAUUUUACGUUACCAGGUUUCACGUGGGAUGCAAUGCUGAAGCAUACACUUAUAAAGUUUGAACUUCUCACGGAUAUUGAUAUGGUCAUGUUCAUCGAGCGCGGUAUACGUGGCGGCCUUAGCCAAUGUUCCGGCAGAUACGCGCGGGCCAACAACAAAUACAUGUCAUCGCACGACCCAUCGAAACCAUCGUCGUAUCUCAUGUACUACGAUGUAAAUAAUCUGUACGGUUGGGCAAUGUGUCAACCAUUGCCCUAUGCAGAUUUUCGAUGGGUCAGCGACAUAACAAAUUUUAAUGUUAUGAAUAUCGCGUUGGAUUCGCCAAUAGGCUAUAUUCUCGAGGUUGAUCUAGAGUAUCCGCAACAUUUACAUGACGCGCACGCCGACUUACCAUUCUGUCCAACGCGUGAUAAGCCACCCGGUAAGAAGCAAGAAAAGCUCCUCGCGACUUUGCACAACAAGAA